Messenger RNA from Fraxinus pennsylvanica, 825 nucleotides. The record is from the annotation of a GenBank genome assembly. NCBI's taxonomy places the organism in Eukaryota, Viridiplantae, Streptophyta, Magnoliopsida, Lamiales, Oleaceae.
AUGGAUGGAAGAGGGGGGUGCUGUAUAGCGAGGUACACUGGCGGCGGCGUAUACGAUAUGUCUAAAUUUGGCCGGAUAAUGAUGCGAUUCCGGCCAAUAGCUCCAAAGCCAGCUUCAACAAAUGGGUCAGUUUCCGGCGGAAGCAACUCCACGCCGGAAAACGCCGACCCAUCCGUCAAAACUGGCCGUGGGAAGAGAAAAUAUGCUAAAGACGCAGCCAGUGCCAAAAAUAAGAACAAAAAGGUCUGUAACAGAAAAAGAAAGGCUUCGCCGGAAAACUCCGCUUCCGGCGGUUCUGUUUCCGGCGGAGAAACGGUGGUAACGCUGCCGUUGUUUCCACAGACAUCUGACGUGAAGGGAAGUAUGAAAAGAGAUGCACCCAGUGCUCCUCUAUUGUUGAGCUUUGGGAGUGAAGGGGGAGAAAAUCUGGCCACAGUGGUGGGCUCGUGGGUUACAGUUGAAUGCGUAACCAACAGUUUGAUGGACUGUUAUCGUCUUGGCCGAACCGACAAGGAGAGGGUGAUGAGCCUACAGCGUGACACGUGUCCGGGUUUCAUAUCGGACAGCCUGAAUCGGGUGAUGUGGACCAAUGGGACAUAUCGGCAGAUGGUGUCCGGCACGGAGGAGGAGGUGGUGGCGUGUCUUGUGAUCAAGGCGGGAGUGGUGGUUCCGGCCGGGGUUCCUUCGUUCACGUGCCGGGUCAGGGUGGCCACGUGCGGUAAAGACAAGAUUUCUCUUACACUGCCGUGUGACGUUUGGAGAAUGGAAUGUGGAGGGUUUGCAUGGCGGCUUGACACCACGGCGGCGCUAUCUUUGGGCCGAUAA